This is a messenger RNA of Dermacentor silvarum, 5857 nucleotides long. RefSeq names its product transmembrane protein 127-like. The record is from RefSeq and is a predicted model, not a curated record. NCBI's taxonomy places the organism in Eukaryota, Metazoa, Arthropoda, Arachnida, Ixodida, Ixodidae. Gene Ontology annotation, biological process: negative regulation of TOR signaling; negative regulation of cell population proliferation. Gene Ontology annotation, cellular component: membrane. Bases 332 to 1144 code for a protein of 270 amino acids. The transcript is spliced from 4 exons.
CUAGCUUGUUGAUCUAUGUGCCACUUAUUGGUUCUGUAGUUUAAUACUGCAGUACUUGGUUGAUAUUUUCUAGAUCAUGCCAGUUUUUGUUUGAGGGCGGCUUUUACGUAAAUUGUGUUCAUGAUGUUCAUUUAGUCUGCGACAAUCGCAUCUUCAAUGUUGCAGCUGAGUGCAGAAUAGUCUUCAAGCCAUUGCUUACAACACCGAAGUUCAUCUGCACGCAUCACCGCUUCCAGCUUAGGACUGCAAGAAAAUGAGCAGCUAGUGGUGACCAAAGCAUGUGGAUGGUGUCUUAGGCAUAACGCAGCUGACAGUGCAGACUGUGUGCACUAUGCCUUUGGAGAGAGCAGCAGCACGACAUCAUCGGCCCCAUCACUGGCGCCUCAAGGAGCGCGAGCGGAACUUAUUGGCAGCUGUUCUCAGCAUUGUUGUCAUUGCUACACUUUCCACAGCUUUAGUGCACCCACGCUGGUUUUAUCUGCAGGGUGGUGGCUGUGGCCAUAAGUAUCUGGGGGUGCAGAAUUUCUUCUAUGUUGGCUACUUUGAGGAAUUCCCCCGGCACUUCGUCAACGGACCGUCACGAUUGCCUUCAUAUGUCUAUUAUGGGUGGAACGAAGUAAUGAAGGACUGUGUCACACCAGCUAUCGUCAGCCUUCAGAGAGUGCUCAUAGUUUUGUGUUUUCUGGCCAUCGUGAGCAGUUUGCUGCAGUUUUUUAUGGAUGCCCUGGGUGUCACAUACAAGUGGUUGAGAGCCAUUCGAAGAAACGCUUUCUGCAGCAUUGUGACAGUGGGCCUCUGUCUUGGAAUUGUUGGCACGUGCUACUACAUCUCAACAUUGAUGGAGGUGCAGCAAGAAAUGACUAAACCAAGCAGGAGCUCACGUGUGGAGGUCAGCUUCAGUGUUAGUUACCAUCUUGUGGCAGCAGCUGGAGCUGCAGCCGUUUUGGCUGCUGGUGCGAACCUCUUGGCUCGUCCUGUGCCAGUGACACGGCUGGGUGAUUCAGCCAUUGACAGCCUGCUCCUGGACGAUGAUUUCUCACGAGAGACCUUUGUAGUAGGCAUCUCACAUUCAGAAAUGUGGCCUUAUCGACAGGACUUGACUCACUUGCACAACUUGCCUCCAUUGCCACCAUACUCACCAUGAGGCAAGCAACUAGGGCAUCUGCCACUUCACCAAAUGAAACACUCCAGUCUGGUCACGAGGAGACUAAUGUUUGUUUUAGAAGCUGGUUCCCAGUGUAAAUGUGUGACAGCUACAGUUGUCAUUCUCCGCUAUUGAACCUGUGCAACACCUUGUGUCUGCAGCUAAAUGCCAGACGCCCAUUGUAUUGCAGCAAUUUUAAGGAUGUGAAAGGACAUCUUGAGAAACUGGUGGGUGAUUACUGUUUUCAUUUUAAAGCUUUAAUCGCAGUCUUCGAUGUUAUUUUAAUAUGUGCUGCUGUUAGUAUGUUGUUUCAAUAUGGAGUGCACAAAUUAUGUGCAAGGUUGUGACACAAAUCUGUGUUGCUUCUUGCAAAGUUUAUUAUGCACAUUUGCUAUCCUUUGAGCAGUGCCUGUUGCUACUAGGUUAAAUAGCACUUUAGAUGCUAAGCAAUUUAAUAUAUACAUGGCGUUGGAAUAUUAAUGCAAUACUAUGCAUGAUACCAGUUGUAGCAAUCUGUGUUGAAUGUUCAAGCUAUUGCUUCUGAAUGUUCACGAGAAAGGGAAAAAAAAAAACAGCCAUAAAACCCUUCUUUAUCCUUGCAAUUUGUAGCAGAUAAAUAUGUAAUACUGUACACUAUACAGGGUGCAAAAAACAUUCCUGCGCACACAUAAACAUCCAUAAAAGCAAGUAAGACGCAUGGUAGCAGAAUCACUUUUAUUAACAUGCUUACUUAACGCACCUUGUUUUUCAAACAGCCUUCCUUUUGCAUAAAUACAAGCUUUUAUCACUUGGGGAAGCAUCAGUGGCAGCAAGGAUGUAGCCUUCACCUAAUUCAUGUCAAAAAGGCCUAUGGGCAGUAGAGCAGGCAUUGCUUUUUAGAAUAGUCUACAUUGAAAAGUUGAGUGGAUUUAAAGGCGAGUUGUUAGCAGGCUAUCCUGCAGCUGAGAUGAAAUUCAGAAAGUUGAUAGCACUACUUCAUCGCACAUCGCCCUUUUUGGUUUGCGAGCAGGCACUGCAUCCUCCUCAUACUUGCACAAAUAUUUAUUGAAGUAAUGUUCGAAGCAAUGGGACGCCUCCUUCUUCAAAAUACCUUCCCAGAUAUUUUUGGCUAUUGAUCUUCACUCCCUGUUGGAGAAAAACUAGAGGUGUCUUUCCAUCACUGGUUGAGGGUGAGCAUCUCUGCAAAUUAUUGUUUCUAUAUUGGUGGUUUCCUUGAGGCUAACUGCCUAUGUUUUAUCAUUUUGGAGGCUUACAAACCACUAAAUGUGAAGAGAGACAUGUUAAGGUAAGGGGAAUACUGCAGUGGCAUGCUGUGCUACCUAAGUGCUUGAGCAGAUCCUUGCACAGUCUGGCUCCCGUCUUUUUCAUGUGCUCAGUGACACCAUGAUCCUUCUUAAGCUUGUAAGUGCACCUGGCCUUUUUUUUUUUUUUUUUUUACAAUUAUUUUGACUGAUAGAAGUUCUACUUUUCUGUAGCUUGUAUAUUUAUUUGAAAAUUUAUAUCCUAGAUAUGUAUCAUGUCAAGCUACAUUAGUAAAUUGCAAUUCUGCCAUAUUGCAACAUAAUUCAUACAAUAUUAUUAAAUAUACAGGUUCACAUGGUAAUUGGGUAAAUUGCAAAUAUGUCGCUAAUCUCAAAAACAGGGAUUCGUUAAGCUCGAACAUAAAGUGAAAACAAAACUGGCAGCAACACCACCUUCAUAUUCUUGAACAAACUCCCUGCAAUGUCGCAGCUUUUGGCAUUGGCUGGCUAAGGUUAGUAAAUUGUCGACUGUGAUAUGUGAAUUGUGUCAUGUGUGACAAUUUAAAAUUUCUACCUGGCAUCUUUUGUCAUGUCUGCACAACAACAAAAAAAAGCAAAAGUAAGUACAGUGUAGAAAAUUUUGAUAGUGCUACAGAAGGUUGUGAAAGUUUCAUGUUUAGUCAGCGUGGUAGUGGAGAAAGUUUACUUCUGGCAAACCUCUUGUUCUUAAAGAACGGGGUCUUGCAUCCUGUUUGUCAUGAAUGAUUAGAUGAAGUGUCACCAAGCAUCCCGGAUGAGAACUUCAUCAUUGAAGUUCUUUGAUGAGAACUUUGUUCAUGCUGUCAGUCAGCAUGAACAAAUUUCAUUGUUACAAGGAAUGGAACACUACACAGAAAUAUGUGCAGUAAGUAGCAGCCUUUUGAAAAGUCUGUAGAACUCUAGAAACUGUGAAAUUUUGGCUGGCAUGGCAGUUGUCACUCCAGUUAUGGUUAAUACUUGGGAUUCUGAAAUGUGGCUCUCAGUUUCAACUUUCAUUGCUGAUAUGAUUUUUGCCAAGUUAAUGCUGAGAGAUUUCUGAAAGGUCAGAGUAUAAUUUAGUCUGGUUUAAUGUUUGUUUUGAGUGUCUUGUUAAAAACAGUUGUAUGUACAAACAGCUCUUGUCCAAUGGACAAUGCAUAGCCUUGCACAAUGACACAUUUCUGGCAUGUGUGUGAUACAAUGGCUUUUUUUUUUUUUCUAGUUGUGUUGUGCUGCUUGAAAUUGUGAGGUACAGUUGAACUUGGAUAUAUCAAAUCCACAUAUAACGAAUUAUUGUGUAUAACAAACAAUGGCAAAAUCCCCUUGAAAAUGUUUGUAUAAAUGUUUUACUUUACAUAUUGAAUUACCUAUAUAUUGAAAAUUUUUGUGAUCACCUUCAGAUUGGAUAUAUCUGGGUUCGACUGUGUUACAUGGGGCAUACUUGGGUAUUGUCUUCAGCACUUGUGGCAUGUUGCACGUCUUGCCAUAGCAAUACCUAACAAUAUGCUGUUCCAUUGUGGAUGCACUAGCAAGUGUCGUGAUGAAAUGUGCAUGGAGACGUUGUGCUCAUUUUCACCACAAAGGAACCAGUGGUUUGCCCAAAGGAAUGUUUCAGUAAUUUUCAUGUAACUAUGCAAGAGUGUGUGUAUCAUAGUUUUAUCUAUUUCUGUUAAUUAGAGUGUGCUUUUUGUGAGAUAUUGUGUGUUUCGAGCCUCAACAAAUAUCUGCAAGUAUGGUGUUCUUGAAAUGGCUGUAUGAUCAAGACAUAUUUAAUUAUUGUAAUACAUUUAAAGAAGAAACUAUCCUUAGGAUUGAUAUAUGUGUAACACCACUAGUCUGUGCACUGAGUUUGUUGUGAACAAGAUAAUUAUUAUGGUGCUUUUGUUUCUCAUUCAUCUAAGAAGUAAGCAGUUGUGUGGACUGACAACUGUCAGUUUCUGACUGGCCCACAUGUUUGCAUUGUUACUUGCUUUUAGUUUGAAUAGAAAGCUCAAAAACAUUUUUUUCUUUAUUCGUACUUGUUGCAUAUUGCUUUUUAAAAAUCCAGUGAUUGCACAACUUGCCCAGCCACCCUAACUUGGCUAUGCAGUGCACACAAGCUACACAUGCAGGAUGUCCCAGCUAACUUUAUCCAAUGCUUUAAAAAUAUGCCAUGUUGAUGCAUGUUGAUGGGCACUUAUGGACUAAGUCAUACUGUUUUUUUAUAUCCUUUCUUUUGCAUAAUUGUCCUAGAUGGUUAAUUUUACAAGUCUUAUAUUUAGGAAGAAACUUGGAAUAAGAUGACUAGGAUGCUCUACAAUUGUCUAUUUUUAGGCUUUUCCCUAAAUUUAAGACUCUCUCAAAGUUUAUCAAGUAAUCGUGUCUUAAUAUGCCAUUAGACCGAAUUUGAAAAAAUAGAUUACUUGCACGCAGUGUGUUCAAAGACAUGCUUUUAGUUGUGUUCACCUAUAGCGCACUGGCAUAUCUUUUAAAACCUUGGCCAAUGUUAGCUGGGACACACCAUAUUUUUGUAAUAGAUUUUUUUUAAAGAUGCAUGACCAAUAAAUAAACACUAAAAUUACUUACAAGCAAUUUAAAUUCAAUGUCAUAUUUUUUUCUCUAAAUUGUUUAGUCCAGACCUUGCUUAUCAAUUGCCACUAAUUAUCUGUGGCAAAGAUCAUGUACCCAGUUACCAAGCCACAUUCUGCAUUGUCUGUAUUUUCAUUGCUCAAAGGUGCAGCUGUUGUCUUUGUUUAUAGUCACUGCGUAUUGUGUGUAUACUACACAUUCUUGAUUCCAUGCUGUACAGCUUCACAUACAGUCUACGUCUUUGUCAAGGUAGCCAGAAAGCUGGUUCUUCUUUCUUAUCUGGCACGUGCCAUUUUGCUUGUUUAACAAACAAGUCAUUCAGUUAACCAGAAGCCAAAGGAGAUAAACUGCAUUUAAUUGUAAAAGCAGAAAGGAGCUAUAGAAAUACUAGCUGCCUGAGAAAGAAAAAAAAAAUUUGCUGUGUAUGACAUUCGCAUUCUUAAAUUUACCUUUAAUUGCCUUUCACAGAUUUUACAAGACUUUUCUUGGUUUGUAAGAUCUGUGAACAAUCUUAUCCUAUGCUGCUUUGAACAAUGUUCCUGUAGUGGGUAACAACAGUGGAACACAGAGUAACAUAAUUUUCGUGUUGAAGUGUAACAAACUUGGCACAUUAUUUACAAACUGGUUGCAUCCAACAUUUCGCAGUGAGGUAUAAUAUCACAUCAAGUGAAAUCACUGACAUGUUCUGUUGACUAUCAAAAAAUGCAUCGAAACUUUAUAUAGUCUCUAUUUAGGUCUAGAAUGAUGUAAACUUGGUCAAGUUAGCUGCCCUACAUAAACGUAAUUUUUUGUAAACAUGGUUUUGUGAACAUGUCAAAAUAUGCUAGCAAAACAUUGUUCUGCAAAUAAGUGAAUAAAUAAAAGGAUGUGCACUUGCUUAGUUGAA